AUGACCAUUGGAUUCCAUUCUGAUUCCAUUUUUCAAAUAAAAGGGUUCUCCGUCUCCGAAAUUCACAGAACUUUCUACAAAGUUCAUCCCGCCACCAUCGACUCCAAGAAUCUUCUAGAACACAACCCCAUAGCCAUUGUCUAUCUAUAUUCUCCUCCUUUCUCCCCAUUUCCUUCCCACCAAGGAGCACUGCCAUUUGAAAUACCCAGUUUGAAGCCGCACCGUCUGAUCUCGAUCACUCCAGCAAUGGCCGACGACAACGCCGUCACGCUCUACAGCAACGCCGCCAUCACCGACACCAAGAAGAACCCCUUGUCCGUCAAGGUCGCUUUGACCCAGAUGCUCCGCGGCGGCGCCGUCGUCGAGGUCACGACCCUGGAUCAGGCCAAAAUCGCCGAGUCUGCCGGCGCGUGCUGCGUCGUGGUCUCCGAUCCGCGCGUGGCGGGGAUCUCCCGCAUGGCCGAUCCUUCCGUAAUCAAGGAAGUUAAGCAAGCACUGUCGAUCCCCGUGAUGGCGAAAGCUAGGGUUGGGCAUUUCGUGGAGGCGCAGAUCCUCGAGUCGAUCGGCGUCGAUUACAUCGACGAGAGCGAAGCCCUGGCCGUCGCCGACGAGGAUCACUUCAUCAACAAGCACAAUUUCCGCGCCACAUUCGUCUGCGGGUGCCGGGAUCUGGGGGAGGCUCUGAGGAGGGUCAGGGAGGGGGCAGCUUUAAUACGGUCGCAGGGGGAUCUCAACGGAUCUGGAAAUAUUGCAGAGACCGUGCGGAGCGUGAGGAGGGUGAUGGGCGAGAUUAGGGUUUUGAGCAACAUGGACGAGGACGAGGUUUUCACCUUCUCAAAGGGGAUUCAAGCGCCCUACGACAUUGUUGCCCAGACUAAGCAGAUGGGCCGCUUGCCGGUGGUCCACUUUGCGGCGGGAGGAAUAGCAACACCAGCGGAUGCUGCACUGCUGAUGCAGUUGGGCUGUGAUGGGGUGUUCUUGGGCCCGGAGGUUUUCGACUGCCCGGAUCCCUAUAAGCGAGUUCGGGCCAUUGUACAGGCUGUGAGGAACUAUAACGAUCCAUUGGGGCUGGCGCAGGCGAGCAGUGGUUUGGAGGACUCAUUGGCAGGAUUGAAUCUCGGUGAAAAUAGGGGCGCUUAUUGA
Molecule: messenger RNA, 1143 nt
Organism: Striga hermonthica
Lineage: Eukaryota; Viridiplantae; Streptophyta; Magnoliopsida; Lamiales; Orobanchaceae
Source: the annotation of a GenBank genome assembly